Molecule: messenger RNA, 3076 nt
Organism: Mya arenaria
Lineage: Eukaryota; Metazoa; Mollusca; Bivalvia; Myida; Myidae
Product: WD repeat-containing protein 86-like
Exons: 6
Coding region: 470-1684 (404 amino acids)
Molecular function (GO): protein binding
Source: RefSeq, a predicted model, not a curated record
UAAAGUUAAAUUCUAGGAGCGAAUAUUUCGUUUUUUUUAAUAAUUAAUUCGGAUUUCAUUGGCGCUUUUAGAGUGUAUGAGAGUGUAUGAAUUUUUAAUGAGCUGAUCUGAACGUACCUUGGCUAUUAUACCUUAUUGACAUUUUGUUUCACGUGUUCUCUGUAACAGCAGCUUUUAACGGGAAAACUAUUAUGAAAUAUUCAUAAUGUCAUCAGUUCCAAGUUUUGAUAUUGGUAAUAAAACCAUUGCUAUAUGAACUUUCCAUUGAAUAUAAAGCUAUUGAUUGAAUAGUAUAGACUGGCAGUGGCGACAGUUCUUUGAAAAAUGACAACGUUAUCUUUAGCUUGUGAAAUCUCGUUUAAACUGUCUGCCGUUUAAAACAUAGACGAAGGAUUCUGGACUUUCGAAUUUCGAAUACAUUAUGAUAAGUUGUAAAAAAGUUUGACCGUGACGAACCUCAAAAAUCACCAUGGGAUCUUGUUCAUCCAAAAAGGGCGAAUCGAAAAACAACUACCUGCUGCAGACGCUGAGCGGCCAUGAAGCGGGCGUCAACUGUAUGGCGCUGAGCGAAGACGGGAGCGUCCUCGCGACCGGAAGCGAGGACAAAACCGCGCGCCUUUGGAGCGCAAAGACAACCCCUUGUGAAUGUUUAGGAAUUCUUCGCGGGCACGAAGAAUAUAUCAACUGCAUUAUCAUAGAGGACUGUUUUUGUAUCACCGGAAGUGCGGAUAAGACGAUCCGGAAGUGGGAUGUUAGCACGUGCGAAUGUGUUUUAAUUCUGCGUGGACACACCUCUGUGAUUUAUCGAAUGAUCUGCACCGGGGAUUUCAUUUUCACCAGCUCCUACGACCGAACUGCACGGUGCUGGGACUUUGAGAACGGCGAAUGCAUUCGUGUGUUUCGGGGUCACAAAAGGGGUGUGUACCCUUUGAUUUUUAUACCCGGCGACGACGAUUCAGACGAUGUGGACGGGAACGAUGGUUCUAAAGAUCUUCUGAUAACCGGAUCUGCGGACUUUACAGCGAGAUCGUGGAAUUUUGAAACGGGACAAUGUUUGAAGGUUUUUAAGGGUCAUACAGGGGCAGUAACUUGCAUGGCGACGGAUAUUAUGGGACGAAUACUCUUCACCGGAAGUACGGACUUCAGCAUCCGGUCGUGGAAUCUCCUCAAGGGAGAGCAGCUGAAACUGUUUUCCGGUCAUCAAGGAUCUGUGAUAUGCAUUCAGGUGAUAAACAAGUUGCUAUAUUCCGGAAGUUCCGACCACACAGGACGGGCGUGGGUGACGGAGUUCGGGGACUGUACACGAGUGUACAAGGGCCACAAACACACUGUCAGCGUCAUCAAGAUGAAAGACGGGCUAGUUUUCACCGGUUGUGGAGAUGCGUCUGCUAGAGUUUUUGCGGGAAAAUCAGGAACCCUUGCGAGAGAAUUUAAGGGCCAUGAUGGGGCCUUAAAUGCACUUCAGGUGGUCAAUGGAAAACUAUUUACAGGAUCGUACGAUGGUGAUGUGAAGGUGUGGGACGUCUCCGGCAUAAACGACGACGACACAGCAUUUGGCAAAGAAGAAGACAAGAAGAAGUCAAAAGAAAAGGCUGAUGACAUUGAGAAGAUGAGCCAUAUUGAUCAAAACCAGAAUGGCAUCGCUAAUGGCAGUGCCGUUAACAGUAAAAUCAUGAUCGAAUAGUACAGUAACAGUAUGCCAUCCGGAAAUGAGUUAAUUGUACUAACAAUAUAACCAUUCGGAAUUGAGUUUAUCAAUAGAACAGUAACAAUAUACCAUUCGGAAUUGAGUCAAUCGAAUAGUACAGUAACAAUAUACCAUCCGGAUUUGAGAUAAUCGAAUAGUACAGUAACAAUAUACCAUCCGGAUUUGAGAUAAUCGAAUAGUACAGUAACAAUAUAACCAUUCGGAAUUGAGUCAAUCGAAUAGUACAGUAACAAUAUACCAUCCGGAUUUGAGAUAAUCGAAUAGUACAGUAACAAUAUACCAUCCGGAUUUGAGAUAAUCGAAUAGUACAGUAACAAUAUACCAUCCGGAAAUGAGUUUAUCGAAUAGAACAGUAACAAUAUACCAUCCCGAAUUGAGUUUAUCGAAUAGUACAGUAAUAAUAUACCAUCCGGAAUUGAGUAAAUCGAAUAGUACAGUAACAAUAUAUAUAAUCCGGAAUUGAGUAAAUCGAAUAGUACUGCCAUCAGGAAUUGAAUAAAUCGAAUAAUACAAUAACACUUUACCAUCCGGAAAUGAGUUAAUCGAAUAGUACAAUUACAAUAUACUGUCCGGAAAUGAGUUAAUCGAAUAGUACAAUAACAAUAUACCAUCCGGAAAUGAGUUAAUCGAAUAGUACAGUUACAAUAUACCAUCCGGAAAUGAGUGAAUCGAAUAGUACAAUAAAAUACUCCAUCCCAAAUAAAUUUAAAAUUCGCAGAUUAGCCUAGGUACUUUAAUCUUAAGAAUGAUAAUGAUUUUAGCAUUUAACACUUAACUUGAAAUUAAUUUGACUUCGGUCAUAAAAAUUCCAUGAUAAACCACUACAUUCAAUUAAUAUUGUUGUUAUAAUUUUCACGAACUACUUUAACAAAUGCACCGCUUUUCGUAUGGCGGAAAUGGCCGAGGUGUUCCGAUUGUAUAACGAGUCGACCAAUAAGGCUUUGUUCCCUGAUGUAUAAUUGUUAAUACUCAUUGCUUAAAUUAUUUCAUGUUUGCCUGUGUUCUGUUUAAAGACAAAGAGGUUUUAACAAUGGUAUAUAGAUUAUAUGAAAUCAUUUUAACACGAAUAAAGUCAAUUCUAAAUAGUAACUUUCUCUUUUUCCUAAUGUUAGAUACGGCUAGAUUUCUAUAUUGCUUUUGUUCAUAUUUUGACAAAAACUCUUAAAAAAAGUAUUCAUAUUUUAUAAAAAAAAAAUGCAGCGCGAAUUUCGCAAGAAGGAAAACGUCAUUUUCCUUCCCUUACUCAUUUCCGCUGAUGACGUCACAUAUUAUAACAAGUUCAUGACAACAACUCAUGUGACUAAAUACUUCAAAUUAACGUGUUGAUUGAGUUUGAAUCAGAUUAUUUUGCUUUGUAAAUAAUUAUUA